Molecule: messenger RNA, 1237 nt
Organism: Pistacia vera
Lineage: Eukaryota; Viridiplantae; Streptophyta; Magnoliopsida; Sapindales; Anacardiaceae
Product: probable 2-oxoglutarate-dependent dioxygenase At5g05600
Exons: 3
Coding region: 1-1086 (361 amino acids)
Molecular function (GO): dioxygenase activity
Source: RefSeq, a predicted model, not a curated record
AUGGGAGAAGUUGAUCCAGCUUUCGUUCAAGCCCCUGAACACAGGCCUAAACUCUCAGUUAUUGAAGCUCAAGGCAUACCCUUGAUUGAUCUCUCAGUGUUGAGCUCUCCUGACGACACCUUUGAAGAUGCUCUUGUUGCGGAGAUAGGCGAUGCAUGCAAGAAGUGGGGUUUCUUCCAGGUGAUCAACCAUGGAGUGCCCCUGAAAAAGCGCCAGAGAAUAGAGGAAGCAGCCAGGAAAUUUUUCGCUCAGCCCUUGGAGGAGAAGAGGAAAGUUCGGAGAGAUGAGGAGAGGGUGGUGGGGUACUAUGAUACUGAGCAUACUAAGAAUGUAAGAGAUUGGAAAGAAGUGUUUGAUUUAACUGUACAGGAUCCAACCUUCAUCCCAGCUUCGCUUGACCCUGAUGAUGAAGAAAUAGAUGAGUGGCAUAAUCAGUGGCCUGAGUAUCCUCCCGAAUUAAGGGAGGCAUGUGAAGAAUAUGCUAAAGAGAUGGAGAAGCUAGCUUUCAAGUUGAUGACUCUGAUUGCUUUGAGUCUGGGGUUGCCUGGAAAUAGAUUCCAGGGCUUCUUCAAAGAUCAAACUUCCUUCAUUAGACUCAAUCACUACCCGCCUUGCCCCGCCCCUAACCUCGCUCUUGGCCUUGGUCGACACACGGACGCCGGGGCCUUAACAAUCCUCGCUCAAGAUAAUGUUGGAGGACUUGAAGUGAAGAGAAAAUCAGACGGCGAGUGGAUUCGUGUCAAGCCCACCCCGGAUGCUUAUAUCAUAAACGUUGGUGACAUAAUUCAGGUGUGGAGCAAUGAAGCUUAUGAGAGCGUGGAGCACAGGGUAAUGGCGAACUCAGAGAGGGAAAGGUUUUCGAUUCCAUAUUUCUUGAUCCCUGCACAUUACACCGUUGUGAAGCCCUUGGAUGAGCUGACAAAUGAGCUGAAUCCUGCCAAGUAUAGAGCAUACAAUUGGGGAAAGUUUUUCACAACUAGAAAGCUCAGUAAUUUCAAGAAGCUUAGCGUUGAGAACAUCCAAAUCUCUCAUUUCAAGAUACAGGAGUUAUCAAACAAGCUAGAGGGAGGUCUCACUAUCAAUUAGGUUGCUUUCUGUGCAUGAUUCCCAGCUGUAGAUAUAGCAGAAAUGAGGCUCUGUAAACAUGGUUUCAGCCUAGUGCUACAAUAAUGUUAUAUGUAAAUGGCAAUAAUGGGAUUUGAUGGAAAUUAUCUUUCUGGAUUUUUCUAAGAUUAAA